Nerophis ophidion (straightnose pipefish) is the source of this 2713-nucleotide messenger RNA. RefSeq names its product transmembrane protein 119b (gene tmem119b). Bases 319 to 1059 code for a protein of 246 amino acids. Gene Ontology annotation, cellular component: plasma membrane. The record is from RefSeq and is a predicted model, not a curated record. Lineage: Eukaryota; Metazoa; Chordata; Actinopteri; Syngnathiformes; Syngnathidae. Gene Ontology annotation, biological process: positive regulation of osteoblast differentiation; ossification; positive regulation of bone mineralization. The transcript is spliced from 2 exons.
GUUGUGAAGCAUCCUUUCACUUUGGAGGACACAAGGCAGCCCUGGCCGAGCCUUUUGUAAACUCCUCGCUAACGAGAACAAUCUGUGUGCAGGCCACAGGGGAAGAGGAAAACUGGCGAGGGGGGAGGAGUAAAGUGAAAAAAGGAGGGAUUUCUUUCCCCCUGCUUUUUAAACACCGUCUGUCUGCAUCAUUCCUGCAGGCUGCGGCUGGAAAAGUGCAGAGCUGGACGGAAAGCUUGAAUUUCAGACGCGCUCGUCCAACAGGGGGACUUUGCCGGGACUUCUCCUUUUUAACCGCUGGAUGACCUUGGAGGUGAAAUGGAGAUCCUUCAGGUGAUGGCCGUGUCUGCCGCAGUCAUCAGCAGCAGCUUGGCGUCACCGCUCGCUUUUUACAGCUCGGCCGAGGGCAGCGCCGACGUGGAAGACCUCUACAACGUCACUUCCUCUCUUCCCACAAACAGCGUUUCUUGGAAUCAGUACCACCAGACAACACCUGCUGGCCCCGCCCAGCAGGAAGCAGACUUCCUGAGUGGGAUGGUGAACUUUCUGGAGGCCAACAUGCUCCUCAUCCUCGUCUUCGCCUCUCUGCUUUUCCUCGUUCUGCUCAUAGUGUGCGCCGCGGUGGUCCUGAGUCGGCGGCAUAAGGUCAACACCUACUACCCGUCCUCUUUCCCGUCCAAAAUGUACGUGGACCUGCGGGACAAGACCGGAGGCGCUCGCCUCUUUCAUGAGCUGCCAGAGAAAGCGGAAGCCAGGCAGGAGAGCGAGCCGGUGGACUCUCACAAGCAGCUCCAGGCAGACAUCAUGAAGGCUGCCAAGAGUCUGAGGACGCCAAUAAAAACUGCGGAGGGAGCCGGCAUUCCUGAGGACAAACCAGACGGAGACGUGAUCCCGGAUGAGGAGCAGCCGCCAAGUCCUGCUGAGGAGGAGGAGGACGCGUGUGAUGCAGCUGGAGCAGCCCAUUCGAAGGCGGCCAGGAGUCUGCGGCCUGCGUCUCUGCAUCUUCACAACGACUCGGCGACGCUGCAACUCAUCGCGGGGGAGAAAACCGCCUUCUAAACGAACCUUUUACAGCCAGACUAGACCCCCUCUUCAUCGCUUAGGCCAGGGGUCAGCAACCUUUACCACUCAAAGAGCCAUUUUGACCCGUUUCACAAAAUAAAGAAAACAAUGGGAGCCACAAAACUAUUUUGAAAUUUAAAAUUAAAUAACACUGCAUACCGUUUUUUUUUUUACUUUGUGCUGUGUAUAAACCAGGGGUCUCACCUUAAUAGGAAAAUUUAAUGAUAGUGGGGCCCGCGAGUUUUAUAUGAAUGCCGCUUGACAGCAUCCCACUUGCCAACUCUCCCGAAUAUUCCGAGAGACUACCGAAUGUCAGAUCAACUAUUCUCGCGAAUGUUUGCAGGAUUUCCCUCGAUCAACAAUAAAAAGGGCAUCCUAUGAAGGCGCUGCCUUUGGCGCCUUCUACAACACGUUCAAUCAGCUUGCCAGCCCAGUCACAUGUCGUAUGAGGCUUCUGCAGACACACGCAAACGAUUGCAAGGCAUACUUGUUUAACAGCCAUACAGGUCACACUGAGGGUGCCCGUUUAAACAACUUUAACACUGUUAAAAAUAUGCGCCACACUGUGAACCCACACCAAACAAGAAUGACAAACACAUUUCGGGAGAACAUCGGCACUGUAACACAACAUAAACACAAAAGAACAAAUACCCAGAAUCCCAUGCAUCCCUAACUAUUUCGGGCUACAUUAUACACCCCCGCUAGCACCAAAUCCCUCCACCCCCUCCGUGCGUCGGUUGAGGUGGGCGUGGUUGGUGUUCACCCCCUGGGAGGUGAGGGGAGCAGUGGGCAGCAGCGAUGGCCGUGCCCGGGAAGCAUUUUUGGUGAUUUAACCCCCAAUUCCAACUCUUGAUGCCGAGUGACAAGCAGGAAGAUAAUGUGUCCCAUUUUUAUAGACUCGGCCGGGGUUUGAACUCACAACCUACCCAUCUCAGGACGGACACUCUAACCACUAAUAACAACAUCAUUACCUGCUACAAAAUGAUCAGAGCAAACUUUAGUGUCGUUUUGCUGGAUCGGGAGUAAAUCCAGCUUGAUCAGAUUUCAGCCAGCCACGGGUUGCGUCUUCCUGUCGACAGACGCUUGUUGUUUUUUUUUGUCUGCUUUACAAUAACCUUUGGAAUGUCGUAGUGCUUUGUGGCUCCUUAUCCUGAAUUCGCUCAGUUUCUACAACCCCGCACGACGCACGUGUGACCUGUUUUUCACCAAAAAAAACUAAAUAGAGGCGUGCUAGGUUAAAAGUGUUUGCAUACACGAUUUGCUUAGUUUUGACACACAGGAUGGCGGACGUCAUCGGAAACCUAUCAAUUGGUGAAUAAGCCGUGUCAAAUCUGCACUCCACAGCACUUUGUAUUGUUGGAAGUGUGUUGGCCAAAAGUUAUUCGGAUCCAUCGUCCACUGAAAAGCAAAAUCAUGAGUCUAUUUCAUAGGACUAUAUUUUCAGGUGAGUUUUAUUAAUAUAUUUCAGGUGCUUCAUAUUCUUAACACUUCUUACUCCUUGGCCGUUAUCAUCCAGCCUUUACAAGAAGCAGCGUAACAUAAUUGCAUAGCCACUUAACAAGCUUUUAUUGUGCGUUUGCGUGACAGGCUAACCACAUAUUAGGAUAACAAAGGGCGUUACUUAGCUAUAUAUUGCAGGAAGUGCUACUUC